Molecule: messenger RNA, 696 nt
Organism: Neurospora hispaniola
Lineage: Eukaryota; Fungi; Ascomycota; Sordariomycetes; Sordariales; Sordariaceae
Exons: 2
Source: RefSeq, a predicted model, not a curated record
CCCGGGGUCUAUGUCGUCGCCAUCUCGAUAGAAGGCCGCAAUGGCAAGUUCCUGAGCGGCAACGAACUCAAGACACUCUACCUUGACAUGCAGAAAUACCUCGAGUGCUACGAUCGGGUCCAGAAAGCACGAACGGAGGGUGUAGCACCGAGUGCGGACGCCUUGGAUGAGAUUCGUACGGUCGACACAAUGUACGGAGAAGCAGCUGAUCCCGAGAUAAGCAAAUUUGUCCAGGGCGCGAGUGGGAUUGCCAAAGGCUCCAGAGACCAUGCUUUGAUGCUGGCGGACUCUCUGAGGAAGGCCCAUCUGGCUGCAAUGGAGAAAGACCCGACGGGUAAUACCGUGACAAUCCAAUCGCCAUGCUACGUCGGCUGUUCAGAGAAUCUCUGGGAGCGCAUGAACAUGGAAAACAAGACAGCGCUGAGCCAGGUGAGCAAGCUGUACGGACUGACAUUGAGCCUUCUCGCCAGACGCGGCCUCGAACCCAAACCGCAUUUCCUGACCGCCAUCCGCACCUGGAAGCCAGAUCAGCUUCAAACAGCAGAGGAAUUGGUCAGCAUCAUGGCAGGAGCAUACGUCAGCCAGUUUGGUUUCAACGUGAGAGGAACUGGACAAUCACGCGAACGAAAACCCCACGCGCAAUUCGCCAACGAAGUCUACGUGACACAAACCGAGCCGUACCUGCGGCAGAACCUU